AUGAAAAAUAUUAUACGAUUUUCGAUUACGUUUUUUUUCCUAGUUAUACAUUUGGUAUAUGUAACAGGUUUUCCUCAAAAAAGAAGUAGUGAUCAGAGUAAAGUUGAGUUUAAAGAUGAGAAACGGUUUCCAAACGGAACAGUGAUAGGAAAAUAUUCGUAUAGAGACAAAGAUGGUAAUCCAGUACAUAUUAAGUACUUCGCAGAUGAUUCAAGUUAUGGGGUGGAACUCAAAAGCGUCAAAUUCUUGAAUUCAAAUAAAGAUUUAUCUCAAGAAAAAUUACUCAAAUCGGAUAAUACCUUGUCAGAGGUAUCUCUCCCAUUUAAGGAAAUAAGUCCAACUAAUACUGUACUUAAUAAUGAAUUGAUGAAAAAUUCAUCGUUCGAUUUCGACGAAUUUUCAAAUAAUUAUAUUAAUAAAAAAAAUAAAGCAAAAUCUAAGACCGAUGGAUAUGAGAUCUUCUUAGAAAAAGAGAUUAAGCCCAUGGACACUUACAACAAUGAUAAAAUCCGAAUUUAUCAUAACGAUAAUAAAAGAAAAACAAGAAAAUCGAACCAAUAUUUAUUGAAAGGCCCAGUAUUUGAAGCACAUUCAGAUCAU
This is a messenger RNA of Brenthis ino (lesser marbled fritillary), 600 nucleotides long. The record is from the annotation of a GenBank genome assembly. Lineage: Eukaryota; Metazoa; Arthropoda; Insecta; Lepidoptera; Nymphalidae.